CAGAGCUAACAGAAGAAGGGCGCUUUCUUCUCAGUUGUGGCGGUAGAAAAUUGUGGCUGCUUCGUCAGUCCUUUAUAGUUUAUCUUUGGGUUAUUCCAGUCCAGUAGACGGUUUCAUCCAGCUUUGCCAUGAUGCAGCUCAGCAGCGACACGCAAUGCAACAAGCACUCGUUGCUCAACGUUAUGAACCGGUUCAUCGCUGCUGCCAACAACAUGGAUGAGACCAUCAUGGUGCCAAGCUUCCUGCGGGACGUGCCUCUGGAGGACCAGGACAGCCAAGCCUCUGUUAGUCACAAUAACAACGAGCCCGCUUUCCCCAGCAAACAGAGGGACAUGUAUGAGCACUACCUGCUGCUAAAGUCCAUCAAGAACGACAUGGAGUGGGGCCUGCUGAAGAGGGAGAUGGGCGGCAGCUUUCUAGAGAUGGCAGUGACGCAUGAAGAACCGCAGGUGAACGGAGGAGCUGCAGAGGAAGGCUCUGACCUGGAGGGCCAAUUCCACUACCACCUCCAUGGACUGUUUGCUGUUCUGUCCAAGCUCACGGUCCAGGCUGACCACCUCACGAAUCGUUACAAGAGAGAAAUCGGUGGAGGUAGCCUGUUGCGAUAGGAUUGACUUGUUUAGAAAUAAAAUGGACUAUUUUUGAACCAUUGGACUGGGAAGUGAAUGGGUGGCAGUGGACCUAAAGGGCUUCAAAUUCCCCUCUGCCAUCAAAAAAGGGUUUCUUGCCCAAGUUGGUUGGCCUGUGGCCUGUCUUGGUGGUAUCUGAUGCUUUCAGGACGUUUCCUCUAGACACUAAAGGGCUAUGAGAUUAAUGGGUAUGGUUUUAAAUCUCUGUAUGCCAGGUCCGAAAGCCCUUGACGUUGUCAUUUAAAGCUGUAGAAGAAUGUGGAUGCUGGUAAUUCAAUUCUUUCUAUUAGCCAGCCAAUGCCUUUUAAUGAGGGGAAUUUUUUUUUAUGUAUUAAUGCUGCUCUUGUGCACUUGUCCAUGUAAAAUGGCGUGCCUUGUUUUCAUUUCCCACUUGUGCUGUUCUCGUGUGUGUAUGCUUGUCAUGCAUUGUAUCUGUUUGAACAAGGCCCAUAUGAGUCUGUAUGCCACUUGUUUCUGGUUUGUCCUAGAAGGUUUCAAGUUUUAUAUCAUGCUGUAAUAUAGUGACUUAUUGAAAUAAAGCAUUAACUUAAACUGC
Molecule: messenger RNA, 1185 nt
Organism: Sinocyclocheilus grahami
Lineage: Eukaryota; Metazoa; Chordata; Actinopteri; Cypriniformes; Cyprinidae
Product: mid1-interacting protein 1-like
Exons: 2
Coding region: 129-608 (159 amino acids)
Biological process (GO): regulation of lipid biosynthetic process
Cellular component (GO): cytosol
Source: RefSeq, a predicted model, not a curated record